Messenger RNA from Anopheles nili, 3355 nucleotides. RefSeq lists its product as uncharacterized. Bases 1 to 3285 code for a protein of 1094 amino acids. Gene Ontology annotation, molecular function: serine-type endopeptidase activity. NCBI's taxonomy places the organism in Eukaryota, Metazoa, Arthropoda, Insecta, Diptera, Culicidae. The record is from RefSeq and is a predicted model, not a curated record. Gene Ontology annotation, biological process: proteolysis. The transcript is spliced from 5 exons.
AUGCGUUUGCACACAGCAAGUGCUCUUUUCCUGUUCUGGGUGUUUUGUGCACCAGCCCUGGUGCAUUGCCAACAGCAACGCAUUGCGUGUGGCAGACGAAAGAUUAAGACCGAGUAUCUCAUUCAACAUGGCAAAGACGUACAGGCUGGCGAUUGGCCGUGGCAUGCAGCUAUUUUCUACCGGAUGAACGGAAGCCUCAGCUACAAAUGCGGCGGUUCCAUCAUUGAUGAAAAUACUAUCCUCACCGCCGCUCACUGCGUGCUCGCCAACCGUGGCAUCGUCGCACCGGCUGAGAUUUCGGUGCACGUUGGCCGAUCUCACUUGCAGGAAGAGAGCGAUCACAUACAGGAACACGCUGUUAAGGACAUUAUGGUGCAUUCGGAAUUCAGUCGAAACAGUAUUGCCCACGAUAUAGCGCUUGUGCGGUUGGCAAGUAACAUCACGAUGACAAAGUUUGUCCAGCCCGUUUGCGUGUGGACCAUGGAGGAUGGUGACAAGCAGUUGAUCAUCGGAAAAAACGGCUCCAUCGUUGGGUUUGGGUUGACGGAGGAUGACGUCGUGUCGGACCAGCUCAAGCAGGCAUGGAUAGGCGUUGUUGAUCCGAUGACAUGCAUCGAGAACGAUCGAGGAGUGUUCGCAACGCACCUCACAUCCGAAAUGUUCUGUGGCGGAGGGCAACCAGGAGUCAGUGCGUGCAAUGGGGACAGUGGAGGUGGCAUGUUCUUCGAGAUCGGAAGCAAAUGGUUCGUACGCGGCAUAGUGUCCUUCACCCCAAAGCGAGAAAAUACGGACCUAUGCGAUGGCUCCAAGUUCACGGCCUUUACAGAUGUGGCAAAGUAUCUUGGGUGGAUGGAGCAGCAUGUUGAUCCUCGGGUGCUCUCGGAGGUGGAGAUCGAGGAAGCGCUAGAAGUCGAUUAUGAAGAAAAGUUGCGAUUAUUCAACUUCACGACGUGUGGCAUAAAAUCGCAAACAAUCACCUCCAACGGUUGGCUUUGGAACCUGCCAUGGGUUGGUGCAGUAAUGGUACGUAAACCGUCAAAAAAUGGUCUUGAACUGGAAUGCCUGGUAACGCUUAUAUCCGAAUGGUAUGCAGUAGGCCCUGCACAUUGUUUUAGAGACAACGAAAAUAUCCGAUGGAUACGUUUUGGCGGUUUGAUAAAUUUCAACGAAACAAGAUGUAAUAAUAAUUUUGAUGAUACAUCUGAGAACUCAACAACAAUUUGCACGUAUCCGACACAAAUUCUGGACAUAGAGCGAGUUACGCUCCACCCGAACUACGGCAGUAACAAUUUUGUCGACAAUAUUGCACUGAUAGAGUUGUCCAGCCCAGCAGACACCACGCAACCGAAUGUAAAUCCCAUUUGCCUACCAGUGAUACCUGAACUGCGCUCAAAUCAUACCACAAACUUUACCGUGGCGUCCUAUUCCAAAGUAAAGAUUACCUACGUAAGUCAUCGCAUGGAGUAUGUUGAAUCUGCAGAUUGUUUCAAAACGUACGAGGAAGAGGGGCUUACGUUAACGUUGGAAAACAAGCGAAUUUGUGCACGCAGGGCAGCUGUUGACGCGGAGCCUUGUAACAUGCUAAUAUCGGGGGAACCUCUGCAAGAGUUACGAACGAUUGGUCAAAGCGAACGCUAUUUUCUCCGAGGAUUUAACCUAUUUAAUCACCGUUGUAUAUUACGGCGACCGUCCGUUUACAAUAACGUGAACGCUUACCUAGACUGGAUGCUGUACAACAUGCGAUACAUCGAACCAGACACCGAGGAAUCCGAAUGGAAUACAUUUCAGCAAACGCCGGAUAACGAAAUGUCGCGUCUAGAUUGUUCCGAGUUUUUUAAAGAAUUUGAAAUCAAAAAUAUAAUUGUUCAUCCAAGUUUUAGCAAUCCUAACCAUAAUAUCGCUUUGAUCGAGCUCCUACAACCGGCAGACCUGGCGCAUCCUUACAUCAGUCCAAUAUGCUUACCCUUUUCGGACAUACAAGAAGGCAGGAAGCCGUUGGAAUUGACAGUAAUGUUAACUAACUUUUACGAAACGGAGACCCGAAAUCUAAGAAAACUCCUACCUGCCACCUGCCAAGAACAAUUAGUGUUGAAAGGUUAUUUAAACGACCAUACAAAUAUUCCAUUGUGCGCAUCCGAUGCAGGCAACAGUAGCAAGAAAAUUUCCACCUUCUUCUCUGGAGCUCCGUUGCAGACAGUAAUACAAAUUGAUAGACAGAAACGACACAUUCUGAGUGGGUUGAAUGUAAUAGAGGAUGUAGACAAUGAUCUCUUUCCAAACCUAUUCUUUUUCACUGAUACGAGCCUGUAUCUCACUUGGAUUUUGAAUAACAUUCAUUACAAAGAUUCAAAUAGCACACCGAAUGAAAUGUCGCUUGGGGAAAAGCCUACGGACGGCUUAGUAAAUCUGUUGCCAGUGCGAAACAAAGCUACGAGAAUGAGGCCAGACAUCAACAAUUGCGGCAUAGUUUCACAGAGAGACAUUGCACCAGAAGCCGUUGCGCCAUGGAUAGGAUAUGUUUCGUCGGAUGCUCCGAUAUUUGCUACAACCGAAUGUGUGGUCACAUUGAUAAGUGAAUGGUACGCGGUGGGUCCAGCGAGUUGCUUGAACGACGAUGACAAGGAACGGAAAGUAAACUUUGGUCCAGUUUUUCUCGCAUUCAGCAAUUGCUCGGAAGGAAUUGCAAGCGACUGUGAUCCUCGCAUUCAAAGUAUUCCAGUGCAGACGAUCAUCGUUCAUCCGCAGUAUGAUAGGUUAAACUACAGUAACGAUGUUGGACUUGUGCAGUUUGGAAAACCUGCUGAUAUAUCGGAACCAUAUGUGAAACCCAUUUGCUUGCCCAUCAUGGACGAAGUGCGUAGUUAUGCGAAGUCGGACAUUGCUCAACUUUACUACAACGAUCACACCUAUACGUAUAUUAUGUCCGAUAAAGAGAAGGAUGUUCAAAAAUACGUUGGUUCCGCCGAGUGCCAAAAACGAUGGAAGGGUAUGGCAAUAGUUAUAGAUAGUGACAACAUAUGCAUUUUAAGAUCGAUAACACCAGAUGGAAAUUGUUUCGUACAAUUCCCGGGCUUAUCCCUUCAAACCGUUCAAAUCGUCAAUCAAACAGAACGAUAUUUUUUACGUGGUUUCAUUGAGAUUAUGCCAAAGUCAUGUAGCUUACACUAUCCUGUGGUGUACACCGAUGUGGAUGUUUACAUCGAUUGGAUACUAGAUACCAUAGAUCGUCAGUCACGUGUUUCCGGAACGCAAUUCGAUUUAACAGAGAGAUUGGUUUUUCUAUAGCGAAACAUACUGCAUAUCUUUGUCAGCAUUGUUCGAAGCGAUUUGAUAGUAAUCUUUUGAGGAAUUCCUU